This is a messenger RNA of Colossoma macropomum (tambaqui), 9460 nucleotides long. Its product is annotated as myomegalin-like. The transcript has 50 exons. Bases 236 to 8965 code for a protein of 2909 amino acids. NCBI's taxonomy places the organism in Eukaryota, Metazoa, Chordata, Actinopteri, Characiformes, Serrasalmidae. The record is from RefSeq and is a predicted model, not a curated record. Gene Ontology annotation, cellular component: microtubule organizing center.
GCGCAAUCACAGUCACAACAAAUGCGCAUCAAGCUGAGCUCAGAGAGGCAGAUUCUCAGAAGUAAAAGGGAAACUACAGGAGGCGGAAAGGGCCGUUCUGUUUAGCGGCUAACGGGACUGUUUGUGCUUCUCUCUGUCUUCUCAAUGCAAUAUGACCCAAUGAAAGGAGUGAAGUAGCUGCAGUAUAUCCAGACUACCAGACUCUCUGAGCAGCGGGGAUUUCACCCUGGACAACAUGACAGCUCCAAUGUUCCCCGGGCAGAAGAUGUCUCCGGCCAAAGCCAUGACCAUGAAGGACUACGAAAAUCAAAUUACAGCUCUGAAGAAAGAGAACUUUAACCUGAAGCUGCGGAUCUACUUCUUGGAGGAGCGCGUACAGCAGAAAUGUGAUGAUUCUACGGAGGACAUCUACAAAACGAACAUCGAGUUAAAGGUAGAGGUGGAGUCUAUGAAGAGAGAGCUUGCAGAGAAGCAGGAGCUGCUGGUGUCAGCAUCGAAAGCUCUGGAGAGUUUAGCCAGUAGAGAUUCAGGGGAAGGCUUUAGGGAGCGCGCUCAAAGAGAGAUGGAUGCACUCAAAGAAGCUUUCAACACCAAGUUCAGAGAAUUGGAGGAGUCUCUUCGCUGUGCAGAGGAAGAAGUAGAGAAAAUGGCUUCCAUUGCUGAGCAGGAGAAGCUGAGGAGUCUAGGUUUGGAGAAAGAGCUUCAAGCUGCCAGCCAAUCAGGACCCACCCGUGACCCUGGCUCCACUCCUGGGCAGAUCCAUGAGCUCCAGCGGGCUCUGCAUGAGAAGGAUCGUGAGAUUGAGCGCCUUCAGGACUCAAUCAAAAACCAAGACACUCUGAUUGGAGAACUUCAGCAGAAGUGCCCAGAUAAGCCAGUUGUGGAGCAGAUGGUACAGCUCAACAAUCUGAUUGGCCAAAAGGAUGGGGAACUACAGGCUCUGAAAGACGAGCUGGAUCAUGAGAGAGGGAAAGCAGAGAAAGAAAACCAGGUGUGUGUAGCGAAGGAGGGUGAGGUGAACAGGCUGCAGCAGAUGACCAGGCAGCUGACUGAAGAGCUUAACUCCACCAAGACCAGCAGCCAGACGCUUAAACAGAGACUGGAAGAGAUGGACAGAGAAAUCAAGACUCUUUCAGCACAGCUGGAGGAGCGAGACAGUGAGCUGGCUGCAGAGAAGAGAAACUCUCUGAAAAGAGACAAAACCAUCCAGGGCCUCAGCCUCCUGCUCAAAGAAAAAGAGAAAGAGGUGGAGGAGUUGUAUGGGAAUUUGGAGGAGAAGGAUCAGGCUUUAGCUAAGGCGAGAGAAGCUUUUCAUAAAGCUCAACUACAGAAGUACCAGGGAGCUGAGGAGCAGCAGGCCCUGUUGUUGUCCCAGCAGGCAGAGUUGUCACGGCUCCAAGCAGAGGCCCACUCUUCUCUGCUGGAGGCCCAGAGACUGCAGCGUUUGCUGAGCAGCAGAGAUGCUGAGCUGGCCCUCCUCCAGCAGGACAAACUGCAACUGGAGCAGGAGCUUGAACUGCUUCAGCAACAGAAGAGGAAAGCAGACAAGACCAUCAAUGACCUGCAGAAUCAGCUGAAGAAGCUCAGUGGAGAGCUGGCAGACCGGGAGAACAGUCUAGAACAUCAGCAGCUAGAACAACAAGAGCGUGCUCAUGCAACAGAAAACAAGCUGCAGACAACUAUACAACAUCUGACCACCAGUCUCACACACAAAGACCAGCAACUGCAGGACUACAUGAACAUGGUGCGGGAUUUGGAGCAGGACCGAGCUCCAGGAGGAAGUGAUGCCAUGCUGGUCAAGCUGAGGGAGAGGCUGAGAGAGAAGGAGAAGGCUCUGGAGAAAGCACUAGAUGAAAAGUUUGCAGCUGUGGAGGAGAAGGAAAAUGAGAUUCAUCUGCUGCAGUUGAAUGUGAGAGAGAAGGAGAGAGACUUGGAGCGCCUCAACAACUUGCUCACACACAAUGAAGAAACCAUCAAUAGCUUUGAUGCUUUACUGAAGGAGAAAGACGUUGAGUUGCAGCAGCUGCUGAACUCUCUGAAGAAUGUGCAGCGCUCCAAACAGGAGAGUGAGGACAACCUGCAGAGAGCUCUCAGAGAGAAAGACUCCAUCAUCCAGCACCUACAGCACGCUCUGGAGCUCAAGACUAAAGACAUGGAGGAGAUGGCCAACACAGUUCUUAGUCAGUCAGAGUCUCAGGGGCGUGACCUGGUGGAGCAGAUGAAUCAAAGGAUAAAGGUGACGGAGGUGAUGUUAACGGAGGCAAUGAAGGACAGAGAGAGGCUGGUGUGUGAUAACCAGACUGCUGUAGAGAAACUGCUUGCCACCAUUAACAGCAAAGACCAGCUGCUGAAGGAGUGUGCAGAGCGUCAUGCGCAGGCUCUGUCCGAAGGGGCUGCAGAACUGCAGAAUCUGCGCAGUCAGCUCACAGACGCCCAGCUGCAGCUCAGCAGCACCCAGAAACUCAGCAGCAUGGCAACACAGGACGCCUCCUUAGAGACGGCUCAACUCCGUGCUGCACUGGCAGAGAAGGACGCAGUCAUCAGUAAGCUGUUGGAGCGUGGCCAGGAAAGAGAUCGUUACAUGGCUGAGGUAAAGGUGGGUGAGACUCCACCCCCUCAGGUGUUAGAGCUCAGACAGACCAUCCAGGUUCUGCAGGAGAGACUGGAGGAGAAGGAGGCCGAGCUGUCACGGCGGAACAGUGAGGAGAACCUGGAGAAAUCUCUCCCUGCCAGUAAGAAAUCUGCUGUAAUACUGAAGAAGGAGCUUGCCCAGAAAACAGAUGCUCUCAACAGCGCUCUGAAGAGAGAGAACCAGCUCAAGAUGUCUCUAGCUGAGCUGCAGUCUAUGGUCUCUGAGCUUGAGGGCCAGCUGGAGGGUCAGAAAGCCAACAUUGAGUCUCUCACAUCCACACUCAAUACUAAAGAGGAAAUUAUUGCUGAGCUACAGCAGCGUUUGGUCCAGAGAGGGGAGAACCGGCUGGCUGCAGCUAGGGACCACCUCUUACAGCCUGGAGAGGAACACAGCUUCCCCUCCCUUCCCCAGAGAGAGAGAACCCUCAUUGGGGGAGACAGCCAGCAGGAGGCGAUACCAUCUGUGGUCGAUCUGCGUUUGGAGCAGGCAGAGCUAAACCGCAUCCUGAGGGCAGAGCAGCAGCUCUAUUCCAAUCUGGUCAGAGCGGUUAAAGAGCAGGACAGUGCCCAGCGGUUACAGGCUUUGCAACUGGAGUUGGCGGCGCUGACUCUCCUCAGACAGCAGCUGGAGGACGGGAUCCGCUGCAAUGAGGAGCUCAGAGAGCAGCUGCACAGAGAGAUCCAAAGAGCCAAUCAGAGAGAAGGUGCUGAUCCUGCAGAGCUGGAAAGUAUGCGUGAUGCUCUGGAAGAAGCUCAGCGCUGGAAUGCAUCCCUACAGGCCAGACUGGGUCAGAUCCAGAGCAGAGGCGGGGGAGUGGGACAGGCCAAUGACUCAGUAGACACGCUGAGUCUGAUUGGUGAGCAGACCUCCUAUAUGAGUAUAUGUGUAGGAGAGGGACUGGAGGAGGAGCUGUCUGUGGAACAACUCAGACUGAAGGUCUCAGAGCUGCAGGCUUUGAAUGUAGAGCUCCAGAGGAAAUUGGCAAUGACAGAAAGGGGUGUUGUGGGUAAUGUUGAGGGAGCAUCUGACCUUGUUGACCUUUCAUCUCCCAGCAAGCAACCACAGGGACUGGGCAGACCUCUAGCCACUAAUGCUGACGAGAAGCCAACUGGCCCUGAUGUAAAGGAAAAGAUUAAUGAAAGGGACCAAAGUCCUGAAGAUCAAAGCGAGAUUGUGAGUUCUUUAGCUCAGCCUCUGACAGAAAGAGGAGACAGCCCACACGCUCCAGAACAACAAGGUGGUGAUGACGAGCAGGCGGAACUCGCGUCCUUACUUAUAGACUGUGGAGCAGGGUCUAUUUCUCAGCUCAGGGAGCAGGUAGCUAAACUGCGUUUGGAGGCUUCUGAGCUCCGUGGGCUUCUGAAAGAAGAAAACUCUGCCGAGUCCAAAGAGAGUGCAGAAAGCUCUGGAGAGAGCGACAGUCAUACUGACCUUCACCAAACUGUGCGGACACUCCGAUCUGAAGCCCGGAGUCACCGGAAGGUCAUUCGGCUGCUGAAGGAACAAGUGCAGAGGAACACGGCAGCAGCAGCGGGUGGUGGGACAGGGUUUGACCCAGAACUGAUUGUCAGCAUGGCUCGUGAGAUGGAGCGUCUUAGAGCAGAGAACGAAGCCUCGCGGAAACAUGCCCUCAGCCUGGAGGACAGGCUAAAGGAGAAAGACAGAGAGAGGAACGAGGGCAGAGAACAGGAGGAAGAAAAAGAAAGAAAAGAGAAAGGGAGACAAGGCCAAAGCGUCAAGCUGACCAAAGGCCAGAAGCAUCAAAUGGCGAGACAUGCAGCAUACGUGAGGUCCCGGCUGCCAGUCCCAGUGAGGCCUACAAAGCAGACAGACAGACGAGAGUUGACUGAUCAUGAUGCAGAGGAAAGUACUGAGUACCAGAGUGGGACAGACUCUGACCAGCCAAAUCUCAGCAGCAGACGCCUCAAAGGGGCAGAAGUUCAGAGUUCUCCGUGCAGCAGCUCAGAGGCCCUAUGGAGCUCAGAGAGCAAACAAAACAUGUACCCAGAGGCAGCUCAGAACCCUUUUGCCAAACCGAAUGCGGAUAAGGUGCCUGAGGUUCAGGAAUCAGAACUCCUGACCCAGCUUGAGCUACUGAACCAGGAGUGCCAGGAGAAGGAGGAGCUCAUCUCCCGACUUCAACUCCAGAUGAAGGAUUGGGAGAGGCUAGAAGCAGAGCUUCAGAAGAGGGACACGCUGAACAGCCAAUACCGGGAAGCCCUAGAGGCUGCAGAGUCCACUAUUGCAUACCUUACAGCCUGUAGUUUAGACACUGAAAGUGGACUGGGCCAGUCUGGAUCAGGUUCAGAUUCGUCACUGCAGCGGCAGUGUGAGGCGCUUCAGAGAGCUGUGCAGGAGAAAGACCAGCUUAACGCUCAGCUACUAGAGUGCUUAAACACAGCCGAGUCUGCCAUCGCUUCAUUGACCACAUCUGAUCGACCUGAAAGCCCAUCUCGUCUUUCCUCCGGUCAGGGUGACCCACAAGAGUUAUGUGACAGGCUUGAGGGUCUGCUCAAUCAGAUUAAGGCCUUGCAGGAGCAUAAAGAUGCCUCCACAGGAGCUGCAGAGAAAUUGAGUUGCCCUGACGAAGGUUCUGCAGUGGAGUCAGACUUGCAACGCCAAGCAGAGUCCCUGCAAGAGUCACUGCUGCGGCAGUGCAGGUUGAAUGCAGAGCUGCAAGAAAAGCUACGAUCUGCAGAGGAAAUUAUCACCAAAUUGAGUGCUAAUGCCAACACUCCAAAGCAGAGUAGCAUUGCUAAAGGCCUGGAAGAAGAGGAGGUACUUGAAAAGGGUCAGAGUCGGUUAAUUGCUUGUCUGUCUGAAUGUAUUUUAGCAGCAGAACAAGCAGUGGAGUCUGUUGCUGAUUUCUGCUCUAGAUACAAUCAGCCCUCACAUGGUUCUGAGUUCUUGCCCAACAAAGAGCUCGAACAAAACUUGGACAGGCUUCGUCGGGCUUUCCUGGAAAGAGACAGAUUUGGAGACCCUGGCACUGCUGACAUAAUCCAAAGCACUAUUGGAGUUCCCCCCCAGAACAAAUCAAUACAGCACACUUUGCAGGUCUUAGAUGCUGGGCAACAGAAGACCAGCACCCCGAUUUCUCAAGGGCAGCAGAACCAGGACAGUUUAACAUCACCGUGGAACCAGAACUUAACUGAAAUGUGGUGUACUGGGCAGGCAGGAACUACAAACCUGAACCUUCAUAAUAACCUGCUGGUGCUCCUUCAACUCAUCAAAGAGCAUGCUCAAAAGAUUCAGAAGCUGGAGAAACAAUUAAAGGAUGAGCAGAGGCAUGCUCUCAGAGAACAGGGUGGGGUUAAGACUGAGGAAGCCCAGGAGAGCCUCCUGAAGAUCUUGAAGGAGAAGCAAAAGGCGUGUCAGAACCUAGAGGACAAACUAAAGGAGAAACACGAGAUCUGUCAGAAUCUAGAGGAGAAACUAAAGGAGAAACACAAGGUGUGUCAGAGCUUGGAGGAAAAGCUGACUACUGCUCAGUCCAUCAUUGCACUGCAGAACUCGACUGAGAAAGACAAACACAUGGGCCGUCGCAGAGCACCCCAUGGGAAGCAGGAUGAUAAGGGGGUUCAGGUGGAUGCGCAGGACCUUGGCUACGAGACAAGUGGAAGGAGUGAGACGGAGGUGGAGAGGGAAGAGGGCAGUAGCACAGAUGUGGAUGGUGUUGCACGUUCGGACCCUGCUCUCUCUCCUGUUCUGAAGCGAACCCUGGCCGGAUUCUCCUCUGCCGAGAACCUUGACUCUGCAGCGUCCAGCCCGUCCUACCCCAGCUCACCUGACCUCAGCUCUCCACGACCCUGCGACUCCAGUGCUGACCCUGUUGAUCCUAACUUGGACCCUGCCCUACUUCGCCAGCAGCUCCAGCAACUAAGGUCGCAGGUUGAAGGUCAGCACAAGGUCAUCCAGCAUCUCCAGCAACUGCUGAGGAAGAAGUCUUUGUCUGCAGAGACUUUGAGCAUAACCUCGGACCCUUCAGGGAGACGAGAAGAGGAGGACAAGCAGGCGCUGAAGGCUCGUGUUGCUCAGCUCACUGUUGAGUUGGAGAGAGAGCGGACAAUGAACAGAAGUAGCCAACCAGCUUCUCCGUCCAAGAUUGAGUCUCUGGUGCAGUCUCAAGCACGAGAACUGUGUGAAUUACGCGAGCAGAUCCGUGUCUCCCGUGGCCUGGGUGUAGCACAGCGCAGGCAGCUGCAGGAGCUCCGUGGGGCUUUGGAGGAACUGUUGCAGCCCAGUGAUGGGCAGCCUGCUUUGGACACAACACUCAGACAACAGCUGGACCGGAGCCUCAGUCUGCUGGAGAAACUGGAGCAGGGAGACACUUGUGCAGAUAAUGAAGAGGGAGCGGGGCUGGAGCUGGCUCAAAGGCUCUCUGCGGAGCUGCAGGAGAAGGACAAGCUCAUCCAGCAGCUGAAGGAUGGAUUGCAUGGCCGAGCUGCAAGAAUACAUCAGGACUCAGACUCUGAGAUGAGUGACAGGAUCUCUAACGAUGGAACCGCCUCCUUUCAUGACAGUCCUCCCUCCCUCCGCACACAUGCCUUCAGCAGGGCGUCCACAGGUACAAAGGUCACCAAUGGAGUGAUCGUUUCCGAGACUGCCACUUCCCCAUUCCCAGGGAGUGUGUCUGGUCUAGUGGGCUUGUCUGAGGGGAGCAUCCGAAUGCUGCAGAGGGAGAAUGGACGUCUGCAGGAACAGCUGAGGAGCAGCGAAGAGCUUAAUGCUACACUGAGGAGUGAGCUCGACGUCACCCGCUCUGUCCUCACAAACGCACAUGGUCAAGAGAGCCCAUCUCCAGCACACACACAUGAUCAGAGCCAGACUACGGACAGAAAGCAGGAGCCGCAACCCCAAGUUCAACAGGAAUCAAGCAGCAAGUGCAUUAGCUCAGAUCUCUUGGCAGAACACCUGCAGGAGAUCCGAGCUUUACGUCAGCGUCUGGAGGAGACCAUCCGCACCAAUGAGAGACUACGUGAGCAGCUGGAGCGAAAACUGCGGGAGGCAGAGAGAGACCCGGCAGCUACUAACAUCUUUAUUGCUGGAUCAGAAGAACCAGCUCAGCUAACCAGUGAGCUCCACUUGCUCUUGGCUCAGAACCGCACACUCAAAGAACAGCUUAAUCAGGGUGCAAGAGAUAAACAGAAAGAGAAUGAUCGUCUGAGAGAGACUCUGGCCAGGCGCACGGCCAAACUGGAGCUGUGCAGAAAAGAGUGUGAAAUACUGCGUCAAGAACACGCACACCUGCAGGACAACCUUUACAGACUGCAAUGUGAGAGCAAACUCCAGAAACAGCAGUUGGCAGACACUCAGCAGCUCCUGCAGUCAGUACAAGUAGAGCUGCAAGUGCAUGAACAGAUCAAGAACUCGGCACACACGUAUACAGGCGACGAACAUAGUGGUUCUGACUGUGGUAAGGUGGAUCUGAGCGAGUUGUUGAAUGAAGUACGGAGACUCCGUCUGCAGCUGGAGAGAAGCAUCCAGACAAACACAGCACUUAGACACAAACUAGAGCAACAGCUUCUAACUCGCAAUGAUCCCCCAUCUACAAUCAACAUCAACUACCUACUGCAUAAAACAGAUGAAGGAGGUAAAUCAGGGGUGCAUCACACAGAUGCCUGCAGUGCCUCCCAUGAUAGUGGUAGCUCUGUGAGAAGUGGUUCUCCAGCUCCGUCACGGUUGGUGCCGGGUCAUAGGUUGUGGGCAGAUCGGCAUGGGCGACACGUUCUGGGCCUAAUUGAGGACUACAAUGCCCUCCGCAAGCAGAUCAGUGAAGCAAAGAGACUCAACGCAGCCAUGGACACUCAGCUACAGGAAAGCAACAGGAUUGCUGAAUGCAAGGCUUUGUCAGGGAGUGUGAACACUAUGCAGCAGAUGCUGGAGGAGGCAGGGAGAUUGUUGAAGCUGCUCUGGAGAGUAUCUCUACCGUCAGGGGACCUCACAAACAUGCAGCAGGAUGAGGUGUUGAGGAGUGAAAUCUCUCGCCUGAAGAGUAGGUUAUCUCAGCAGGAGAGGAUGCUGACAGGAGCAGUCAAACGCUUGCGCUCCACCAACCAGCUUAAAGAGGGCAUGGAGCGGAUUAUCAUUGACCAGCUCUCUUUGACUCAUGGAGUACUGAAGAAAGCCAGAGGAAACCUUGAGUCUAAUUAUCUCAGCGUUUUUGGGCUGAAAGGCCUACAGACGGAAGGAAAUCCCCCUGAAUCCCCAUUAGCCAAUCAGCCAACACAUUCUCCCCCUAGAGGCGCGUCCACACCACAGCGAAAUUCUUCCAGAAACUCUGUAUCCAGCGAGGAACGACACAGUGAUGACUCCUCCCACUGCAGCUGUUAGAAAUAUGUCAUUAUAUUAAACCCAUUGAAGAUACUUAAGCUGUCAAUCAUGACUGAACCCUGAUCCUUAUUACCUAUUAGUAGCUAAAUGUCUUAAAUAGAGAUUCUUCCUGACUCACUGCUUUUCUGUUUUUGAGGAUUUCCUUUUGAGGUUCUCACAGACAGUUGUGGAGAUCUGAGAUGAGUUUGCACAUUGACCGUGAUAUUGAGAUUUUGUCUGGCCUAUAAAAGGGAUUUUUUUUUAUUGUAAUACCUGGGGUAAAAAAUAAUGUAAAUAAUGUCUUUUAGUUUUGUAUUUAAUGAAUUUUUAUUUUUCUUUUAAUGGUUUUCAAAAGUUUUCCUUGCUCACAACCUUUUAGCUCUUAAUGCUGUAUUUUAUACUGCAUUCAUUUGAUAAGCACAUCUGUCGUGUGACCUGUAGUACUUCGCAGAUGCCUGAAGACUGUGGGAGUCUGUGCAGGAGUGGUACGGAUACAUUAAAACACCUUAUUAUUGA